Exophiala dermatitidis NIH/UT8656 is the source of this 1894-nucleotide messenger RNA. RefSeq names its product salicylate hydroxylase. The transcript has a single exon. The coding region runs from base 381 to 1691 and encodes 436 amino acids. The record is from RefSeq and is a predicted model, not a curated record. NCBI's taxonomy places the organism in Eukaryota, Fungi, Ascomycota, Eurotiomycetes, Chaetothyriales, Herpotrichiellaceae. Gene Ontology annotation, molecular function: FAD binding.
CAACAUUUGACCCUUGCCCAAGGCUCCGAAGCUUUGGCAUCGCCUGCAGUCGCUGGUUCGUCUUCGGCUCAGGUUGCUGACCGAAUGCACUGGCCCUGAGCAAUCAUGAGUCCGUCCUAGGUAACAGGUUUGUGAAUUAAAGUCGACCAGCAUUUUGAUCUCAUUGUAUAAAAGACUUCAAUGAGGCUGAACCGGUGUCCCAACUCCCCAGAGGACUUCUGCCCAGCCUAAGAAAAACAACGCUGCUACAGGACUACAAAUGUGUGACCAGUGAUCACCAUUCUGGAAACGGUUGGUAGCUUCUGAUUCCUUGCCUCGUCAUCUAUUCUGGGCUAUAUCCAGUCCCCUAGGACGGGACGUCGCACUACGCACCUGUAUCCAUGGCACCCAGCAUAGCAAUUGUGGGUGCGGGCCCAGCUGGCCUCACGCUUGCUCGCCUGCUCCAAGUGGCCGACAUUGAGGUGUCAAUAACAGUCUUUGAAAAAGACGCAUCGCCUACUGCACGAUCUCAUCAAGGAGGAACGCUCGAUCUCCAUCCCGAAUCGGGGCUCGCCGCAGUUAAGAAAGCUGGACUCUGGGUUGAAGCGUCCAAGUACCUCCGAUAUGACGCCGAGGAGCUUUUCAUCACGGACAAGAACAAUACGGUCCUAACGCACAUGAAAGAGGUCGAGAAAUUGUCCUCGGCAGCAGAGUAUGCGCGCCCGGAGAUUGAUCGCGAAGAUCUAAAGGAGGUGCUCCUGAAAAGCGUCAAGCCAGAACUAAUUCGCUGGGGCAAGACGCUGCAGUCAGUCAACGAAGAUAGCACGGGAGCGACCUUAACUUUCCGUGAUGGAAGUACAGAAGGACCAUUUGAUUUGAUAGCCGGUGCGGAUGGUGCGUGGUCGAAAGUGAGGGCUGUUCUGACAGAUGUGCGACCUCGAUAUUCCGGCAUCUGUGGCUUUGAAUGCGCGAUAUCGACCACCAGCGGGCACUAUCCAAGAAUUUCAAAGAUGGUCGGGAUGGGGAGUUACUUCUCGUUUUCGAACCAUAAGGGGCUGACGGCCCAACGGAUGGGGAACGGCAGCCUCAAGAUCGGGAUGUGGGUGACGCGCGAGGAGAGCUACCCGGGCGACCUGUUAUCUGCAUACGGGGAUGAUGAAGAGAAACUCAAGUCCAAAAUCCUCGAGAACUACCAUGGCUGGGCGCCCGAGUUGCUCCAAUGCGUUCGCGCAGGCAUGAACUUCCGGCCCUGGCCACUUUACGAGCUCCCUGUCGGCCAUACUUGGGACCACAAGCCCGGAUAUACUUUAAUCGGUGAUGCCGCAAGCCUCAUGACUCCAUGGGCCGGCGAGGGAGUCAACAAGGCAAUGAAGGAUGCGUUAGAGUUGGCUGAAUCACUGGAGCAAGCGUUAAAAAGUGGUCAGGAUAUGGAUGAGGCGACGUGCAAAUAUGAAGCCAACAUGUUCCCCCGGGCCAAGCGGGUUCAGACGCUCACUCAACAGAACAAGACUGCCAUGUUCAGUGACAAUGGAGCCGUCAAUCUCAUGGUGUCAAUGGUCGAAGUCGUGGCCAUGGAGAUGGGCAAGGAUCUUAACGCUGGAUGGUUGGCUUGGAUUCCGUUCCGGACCUUGAUGUUCUGUUAUGCCUCGUGCUGGCAGGUCCUGGGAAUCUGGAGGAGGAAAGUGAGGGAUUGGCUCUUUACUUCUUCUUGAAUCCAUAGCUGCUCUGUAGCAGCAGACCCCUUCAGACGGAGCUAACUGUGCCGGUGGUGGCGCUGCGAAUAACACCGAGGACGUAACGGUAAGAAGGAUGUGGGAUGCAUAUAAAACACUUUUUCUCCUGUUCAAGCAUGAUACCCAAUGUUGCUGAUUCUAGAUUCGAUUAUGCUAUAAACUCAACCAUUUUUGUGACCACA